Molecule: messenger RNA, 6486 nt
Organism: Rhineura floridana
Lineage: Eukaryota; Metazoa; Chordata; Lepidosauria; Squamata; Rhineuridae
Gene: DIRAS1
Product: DIRAS family GTPase 1
Exons: 2
Coding region: 98-694 (198 amino acids)
Biological process (GO): signal transduction
Cellular component (GO): plasma membrane
Molecular function (GO): GTP binding; GTPase activity; GDP binding
Source: RefSeq, a predicted model, not a curated record
CGAAUGGCUGCUUGGCGGCGGCGCUGGUGGUGCCGAUCCGGUCCCGGCUGAACCCCCCCCCAGCAGGUGUAGUAGCUUCUACUGCCUUCCUCUCAAGAUGCCGGAGCAGAGUAAUGACUACCGUGUGGUGGUGUUCGGGGCCGGGGGCGUGGGGAAGAGCUCCCUGGUCCUGCGCUUCGUCAAGGGCACCUUCCGAGACACGUACAUCCCCACCAUUGAGGACACCUACCGGCAGGUCAUCAGCUGCGACAAGAGCGUCUGCACCUUGCAGAUCACCGACACCACCGGGAGCCACCAGUUCCCGGCCAUGCAGCGCCUCUCCAUCUCCAAGGGCCACGCCUUCAUCCUGGUCUUCUCCGUCACCACCAAGCAGUCCCUGGAAGAGCUGAAGCCCAUCUACCAGCAGAUCGUGCAGAUCAAGGGCAGCAUGGAGAACAUUCCCAUCAUGCUGGUGGGGAACAAGUGCGACGAGACCCAGAGGGAGGUGGAGACCAAGGAGGGGGAGGCCGUGGCCAAGGAGUGGAAGUGUGCCUUCAUGGAGACCUCCGCCAAGAUGAACUACAACGUCAAAGAGCUCUUCCAGGAGCUCCUCAACCUGGAGAAGAGACGGAACAUGAGCCUCAACAUCGAUGGGAAGCGCUCCAGUAAGCAGAAGAGGACAGACAAAAUCAAGGGCAAGUGCAGCUUGAUGUGAGGUGCCCCUUUCAUCACCAACCCCCCCAUAUCCUCAUCGUUGGUGUUCCCCCUUGGCUCCACAUUCUCCCACAUCCUUCCUCAGUAUCUUAGCGCUGCAAUGGCACUACGGGCACUGUAACGGCACUACGGGCGCUGUAACAGCACUACAAGCGCUGUAACAGCACUACAAGCGCUGUACUGCCUCUAACUCAUGGCCUCCCUUUUCUCCAUCCGCCUGGCGAGGGGGAUGACGUACUAUCGCAUGUGGGAGGCAUUCCUGGGUCCCCCUCGCAGAUGGAGACGAGACUCUCUCCUCUUCCAACCCCUGCUUUUCACUUAUUGGCCUUGAACUCUCCCGGGGGAGGAGGAGGGCACGAAAACUUAGCGUCAGGUGGGAAGAUGGUGGCCUCACUCAGGAGGACUCUUCCAGCUACUCCUGCACUGAGGAGGCCGCCCCGUACCCCUCCUACUCAUUUUGAGCACCGAAUCUUCAUGCCAGGCUCUGGAGGAGGUGGGAAUGAAGGAGAGAAGUUGUGGGAUUCACGGAUCGGAUCGGCCUGGCGACAGGGACGCUUCUUCCUGCCUUGUGCAGAAAGGGAAACCUUCUCUGACUUCAAACCUUCUUCCUCCAAGACUUCUGUUUGCUGAGAGGAAUGCCCAGUUCCCCUCCCCCCCCCCAAGCUCACCCUCAAUACUUUUGCUUGGAAAGAUGUUGGACAAGCCGGGGCGGAAGACAUAAUCCCUUUGGCGGGUUUCUGCAGUGCAAGCUCUUAAAUGGUCAGCACCGACUGGCCCAGACCUGGAGCCGUGCCGCCGCCCUGCCACGUGGGACCCACUUCCAACGAGAGUCCUCCGCAUCUGGUGGGAGCAGAAUCCAGCCAUCAAGGAGGGCAGGAUGGCAUGAGGCUUGGCCUCUGGGCCCCGGCCCACCCAUUGAAGAAGGCCAGUGCUUAGAGGGGCUCCUUGCGGGAACAUCGCACGCCUCUGGGCCCCUGGGAGGAACAUGUGAGUGGGGCAAGCACCUUGAGAGGAGCGGGAACUGGCACAGGGCUCAGCCCAUCCACCCACUCAGACUCUCCGGAGGUUGCUGCGUGAGAGGAGCUUGCCCCUUCGUUUCUGGGGAGGAAGAGAUUCUCCUCACCUCCUGCGCCCAGAGCCCUGGUGAAUGGGAGCUAAGCGACAAAAAGGGAACCAGGACUCGAAUGAAACCUGACCAAAGCAGGUCUUCAAAGGUUGCCUGCCCUGCCCUCCUGUGUCCUCUUCGCCCCUCAAUCUUGACAUGCCAAACUUUGAACAUUGCAACUUGCCGUGAGACUCUUAAAAUUAUCUUUCUUUUAAAUUAAGGGGAUUUUAAUGAUAAAAGCAACAUGAGACAGCAGCAAAAUAAGAGCACAUUUCUGCCAGCGAAGGCUGAGGUGAGGAGAUGAGGCUGGAAAGAGAGGAGGUGGCGCUGAAUUUGGGGUGGGGCGGGAUGCAGGAUGGGGCGAGGUGGCAGAGCAGAGCCUCAAGGCGGGUUCUUGAGCCGUUUGAUCCCCAGAGCUCAAGGAAGGCGACAUUUUGAGGUGCGAGCAGAGUUGGAAGGCUGCCUUUCCCAACCUGGUGCCCUCCAGGUGCCUUUGAUGACAAUUCCCAUCAGCCCUAGCCAGCACGGUCACAUGAUGACCCUGGGCACCACCACAGGUUCCCCCUCCUCUGGGCCUUUCUCACCUAUAAAUCCACCCCCCUGGUCCUUUUAAUCACACACCUUUUCUGUCUCCCCUGUUGAAUGUACGUACCUAAACCCUUCACAAAUUGAGGAAGCAACGGGCUCAGAAGGGGUUGGUGGAAUCUGAACUGGAGAAGGGAAACAGGGUGGUUCCUUAUCUCUUUUUCUCUCUCUUUUGACCGCCUGCUUAAGCAUAAGGGUGCGAUUUUUGCAGCAGUGGAGAAAACCAACUUGUUUGCUGUUGUGGUGAUGAAACUUUGGAUUCCAUUGUGGGUGCGUGUGGGUGUGAGGAAUGAGUGAUGAGGUCUCCCAAGAUGGCGUCCAAGCUGUGGUUUGCACAAGCUUUGCUUGACUCGGGCUUAGCUUUUGAAAGCAAGCUUUGAAAAUCAAAGGUUGUUUUAAAGGUGAGAGCAUGUGUAAAGAUGGAGAGAGUUAGAGACCAGGGAACUGUGUUAAAACAUUUCAUUUUUAAAUGCUCACCUUUCUAGUACUAUGGAUGCCCCACAGCCUGGGAGACCCAAGCAGCCCUUUCUGAGAUGCCCUUUGCUUCCCUGAAUGAGUAGGAAGCUUUCCCUCUGCUUGUUAAUUAGCUACUAAAUGUUAAUUAGUGGAUCCAAUCAGGGCCCGUGCAUAACAUGCCCAAAUUCUGGCCUAUGCAUCAACCUUCAUUAAAUUCUUCACCUUGGUUCUGUUUGGGCAGCGGCAAGCCAGUGGGUCAGGGAAUAAAACACAAGCCACAACUCAAAACCACAAACUCAGAAUUAUAACUGAAAGGAAGAUACCACUUUGUUGAUGUACAAAGCUUACUAGUAUCAUGGGAUCGAUAGAAAAUAGACAGAUAAUGCUUUGACACUGCAGCAACUUAAAGUAACUUGGAAAAGCCUUAAAUCUAAUUAAUUAGUUAAAACAAUAACCGUAUGAAUGGACAUAAUAACUUUCUCCAGUCUUGCUAUUUGUAUAUUUGAGCUCUAUGUUUCCUAGAAUAUUAAAGAAAGACAUAGUUACAUAGGAGUGGGUAGCCCUGAACCCUGAAAACACGCAAAAACAGCAAAGAUUAUAUAGCAGAAAGAAAAGAACAAAACAUAAUCCACAGGCAAUCCUCUCCUCCCCAUCAAGAAAAACUUCCAACUCACCAAAAUCUGAAUAAGUCCUUUAUACUGACCAGCAAACUGGAUCAGUGGGUUGGAAUCAUCCAGUAAAUUUACAUUAAUUUUAGUGAAGGUGAACCCCCAUUAUAAGUAGCCUAUGCGUACAUUAUGAAUUAUUAUAAUUCAUCUGGGAGUGCGGACAAAGGAGCAUCUGAGAUGCCUGCAUCAGUGAUUUUCUAAGCACUGCCCUUUCGCAUAGUGUUAUCUCAGCAGAUGUAUACGUUAUCCUUUGACUUAGAUAUUAUUUUGUCUAUCGAGCAGCUCUGUACCAGCUUCUUAUCAGACACUGAGGAGAGAUUGAAAGAACUGGGCCUGUGUAGCCUUCAGAAGACUGAGGGGAGAGUGAGCACUCUUCAAGUACCCUCCACCCAGAGGAGGGCCAGAAUCUCUUCUUGAUCGUCCCACAGUGCAGCACACGGAAGAAUGGGCUCAAGUUGCAAGGAGCCAGAUUUCGGCUGAGGAUGAGGAAGAAGUACCUGUUAGAGUGGUACGACAAUGGAACCAGGGAGGUGGUGGGCUCUCCAACACUGGAGGCGUUCAACAGGCAGCUGGACAGCCACCUGUCGGGGAUGCUUUAAUUUGGAUUCCUACAUUGAGCAGGGGGCUGGACUCAAUGACCUUAUAGGCCCCUUCCAACUCUACUGUUCUGUGAUUCUGUAAGAAGACUCAGGGGAAAUAUGAUAGCACUCUUCAUGAACUUGAAAGGAUGUCACACAGAGGAGAGCCAGGAUCUCUUCUCGAUCAUCCCAGAGUGCAGGACACGGAAUAAUGGGCUCAAGUUACAGAACAGAGGAAAAAUCUCCUAACUGUUAGAGCGGUGUGACAAUGGAACCGAUGACUAGGGAGGUGGUGGGCUUUCCAACACCGGAGGCAUUCAAGGGGCAGCUGGACAGCCACCUGUCGGGGAUGCUUUAAGUUGGAUUCCUGCAUUGAGCAGGGGGCUGGACUCAAUGACCUUAUAGGCCCCUUCCAACUCUUCUGUGAUCCUCUGAUAACUCUUCUCUGGCAGCAGUAAGCGAGAAUGCUUUGCAGAAUCCAAGCAGUUUGCAGAAAUGGCACACACAACAUAGCGGUAUCAUCCCCCUUGCUUCAUCGUGGCUUCACCAUGGCGCUCGCCUGCGCAUCCACUUCGAAUCUGACUGUCGUAUGUAGACUUUAUACAGGCCAUAUACAGACAGCUUUGACCAGAUUAACACGGCCUGCUCAAAGCACAAAGGCUCCAGCUCCUGACGGAGCAGCCUGAUCGUAGCACAAUCCCAGGCCGCUGGGAAGAGGGUUCCUGGGUACGUCGGUGGCCAGAACGUAGGUGACUGUCCUUCAAACUCUGGGGCGGAAACGUCAUUGGGGAAAGGGAAGUUGCAGCACACAGGAGGGAGAAAUUCCAGCUUUUGAGGAGCUUCCCAGAGUCGAUUUCCAAAUUUGUUUUAUUUAUCCGGCAAGACUUGUAAACCGCUUAAUCAAAGAGCUUCGCUAAGGGGUGUACAAAUGAAAUUGUAGAUAAACCACAAAUCCACAAAACCUUUAAAAUAUGCAUAUUUAUGCCCGUGAAGCCAUCAUCAAACCCCAGAUGAAAUGAGUCAAACUUUUCAAAACAAAUAUAGGUAGCUAAAUGAAUAGGCUGGCCGAAACAAAAGCAAAAUUAUAACCUCUCUGUGGGUUCUGAAGCAACUGGCUGGAAAAAUAAUUAAACAAGGUCCCCUGCUCUCCCCCUCAAAACCCUUCCCCAAAAGAUAACUUUGUGGAUGCUUAGUUGAGCCAACCUUGCGGAGAUUUCAGUCAUCCAUUUGAAUUUUAAUACUGGCUGAUGGGUGAAUUGAUUACGUUUGUCUACAAGUAAAUGUAAUAGUUCUGAAGCAAAAAGGCACCCGUUGAUGCUCAUGGGGAGUGGGUGCCUUGUAGCAGGUGAUGUCUUAGAAGAGUCAUCUCUCCAUCUCUCUCUCUCCCCCCUCUCUCAUACACAGGACCCUGGUCCUCUGUGUCUUGAGCCUUCCUGGCUGCCCAGGGAGACCUCAAGGGUGGUGGACCAUUUCUGGCAAGGCCUGGGUAGCUGAGGAUAGCUGAGGAGGUCUUGUUUGUUUCCAGAGGGUGAAGUUCCACAGACAGCUCCUUAUCCCAUCGCUGGCAGAAGCGGCCUGUCUGACUCCCCCUUGCGUUGGCACAAUUUGUACUGCUUACUUAUAAAGCGCCAGGGGGUUUGGCUCAGUUGCACAAUUUGACGGCGCAGGAUUCGGCGCAGAGUGUGCCGCGCCCGAUUCCUUAGCUCUCUGUGUGUGUGUGUGUGUGUUUCGACAUGCAUUGCUGCCCAGUGGCCUGGACAAAGCCUUCAGAGCUUCCUUCAAGCAGGACCUGCACAAGGAGGAUCAUUAUAGCUGCUCCCUCAAUUAUGGGUUACUUAAAUUGAUCCUAAAAUGAAUUUCAGUGGGAUGCAUUUAUUCCUUGGAAGCAGUGGCCACCUCAGGGUUGCUGAUUCUCUUCCUGUUAACCUUAUCAGCUCAUCACGAGGAUUCCUCUGUGUGUGUGUGAUUUGCCUGGAGUCCUGUUUGGUGUGGGGAGCCUGGCUUCCUGUCAGUGGCCCUGGUGGCUCUCAGUAACCUGGAGCCAGAGUUGCACAAUUUAUUGAUGAACUCAUUUUACACUAUGCUCUGUGAUCCAUCCAUCCGACCGGAGGACUCCGAACGGGGCCCUCUUCUUCGUCUUCGCCGGCUCAGAUAAUCGUGUCUCGGAUCAUGAAUGGUGCUUCUAAAAAUUUCACAAUGAAGGCAGCAACCCUUUGCAUUGUAAAUAAAACGGUCCUGAUUAGAUUUCCUCUCAACCGGUGCCAGCAUGACAAUAUUAGCUCCUCCGCAUAACUGGCUUUUUACAGAGGAAGAGGUUUAAAAAGAAAAGGCAAGACAAAACAAUAUUAUAAUAAUGUAAUAAUACUAAACAAACCAAUGGUACAAUGUAGCCUUUACUCUA